This is a messenger RNA of Rhipicephalus sanguineus (brown dog tick), 1221 nucleotides long. RefSeq lists its product as uncharacterized. The record is from RefSeq and is a predicted model, not a curated record. Lineage: Eukaryota; Metazoa; Arthropoda; Arachnida; Ixodida; Ixodidae. The coding region runs from base 1 to 1221 and encodes 406 amino acids. The transcript has a single exon.
AUGCGCUGCGGGGUUCUCACCAAGACGGACUGGCUCCGCCUCGACGACGCCAUACGUCCUCUUGUUAAGAGGACCCUCUACCUGCCGGGCAAUGCAUCCAACCACUACAUCUACGGCAACGCUGGCGGCGGCGCUGCUGGCAUCCCCGUGGCGGCAGAGCUCAGUGACGUCUGCCGCGUGGAUUCAGCGUACAAGUUGCUCACCACGACCGACCGGGGCCUCCGGGACAUGGCGAUCCUCGACGCCUAUUCAGUGGCCAUUUCGAGACUCGGAUGGGAGGCGACCCGUUCCGAGCUCGAGGCGUACCUCUCGGGAAGCAUCGAGAACGCGUUCCGGGCCCCAGCCAGCCAACUACGCUCGGUGUGGACCGAGGCGCGCAAAGCGUCUCGUCGCCUGCAGGUCUUCUGGUCCCUAGACCCGGAGGACGUCCGCAUCACCUGCAGUGAUACCACGAUCACCCCAACCCACAGCUACAGAGUGAUGCGGUCCCUGCACGAGGUCCUGCCCGCCGACCGAGAUCGAGCCCUCCAGGACCAGCCCAAUGAAGGAAAGGUCCUGGCGUGCGUGGCGGCUGACCGGGCGAGUUCGCACCUUAUGCGCACGGGGGCCUACACCCAUUUCCCAGACAGGCGAUUCAUCCAUCGGGCCCGACUGAAUAUCCAUCCACUGAACGGCGCACGGAUGUGGGGACAAGCGGAUCGUGACCAGCGGUACCGCGUCUGCGGCUACUCUCGGGAGACGCUACCCCACGACGUGUGCCACUGCAUGGCUCCAAGCGCCAUGUACACGGCGCGACACAACGGCGUGGCGGAGCGCCUCCGCAAUCCCGCAUCGCCCCGCUUCACCGUCGCCUUCGCUAUUCGCCCAGUUGGUGACACCAACCUACGACCCGACCUCGUCUUGGCGAGCGGCGAGGAAGCCAUCGUUCUCGACGUGGCCUGCCCCUUCGAGAACACGCCCGACGCCCUCACCAACACGCGCAACGAGAAGGUCGCAAAGUACGAGCCCGUUGCAGCCUACCUUCGGCGUCGCUAUCAGCGCGUCACCGUGGCCGCGAUCGUCGUCGGAGCCCUCGGCACUUGGGAUCCCGCCAACGACACCGUGCUUCGGAGGCUGUGUGCGCGCCCGUACUUGCGCCUUUUCAAACGUCUGUGCGUGAGUGAGGUGAUAGCGGCCACGCGCGCCAUCUACCACGACCAAGUGCGCGCUGGCUCGACAUAA